This is a messenger RNA of Phycomyces blakesleeanus NRRL 1555(-), 237 nucleotides long. RefSeq lists its product as hypothetical. The coding region runs from base 1 to 237 and encodes 78 amino acids. NCBI's taxonomy places the organism in Eukaryota, Fungi, Mucoromycota, Mucoromycetes, Mucorales, Phycomycetaceae. The transcript has 2 exons. The record is from RefSeq and is a predicted model, not a curated record.
AUGAUCGUUGGACCUCUUGACAAGAACAUGCUCUCCUACAGUGGAGGAGUACUAGGACUAAUUGUUCUCAUUCUUGACCUUAUUGUCAUCUUUGAAGUCAUCAACUCUAGCCGCGCUAUAUCCGGAAAGCUUGGCUGGUCUCUUUUGGUCUUUUUCUUCCCCAUCGGUGGUCUUGUUCUUUACUUUAUUUUCAGUAACCGUGCUGCCCACACUCAACGCUAUGACCCGAUAGCUUAA